Molecule: messenger RNA, 2004 nt
Organism: Prunus mume (Japanese apricot)
Lineage: Eukaryota; Viridiplantae; Streptophyta; Magnoliopsida; Rosales; Rosaceae
Product: F-box protein At5g46170-like
Molecular function (GO): protein binding
Source: RefSeq, a predicted model, not a curated record
CAAAGUCUCUGUCUCUCUCUCUGUCUCUCUCUCUCUCUCUCCGCGGAUCCUAAAAUGACAGGAACAACAAGCCUAUAACCCAUAAGCGUGCGUGGAUAUAUCUCCUCCUCCCACCAUUUCCCAUUUCCCCUCUCUCUAUCUCAUCUCUCUCUCUCUCUCUCUCUCUCUCUCGAAACCACUCGGAAAUCUGCCAUGCCAUUUCUUCCGCUCUCAGAUCUAUCCACCUCAGCCCUAAUCUGAUCUUCUCCUUCAUCUCAAACCCGCAAACCCACUAGCCCCAAAUCGAAACGAUGUCGUCUCUGCGCUCAGAUCUGACGACCUCCUCCCGAGUCUACCCAGAGCCCUCUUACAUGGACGACGACCUCUUCGAUCGCCUCCCGGACUCCCUCCUCCUCCUAGUCUUCAACAAGAUCGGCGACGUCAAGGCCCUAGGCCGAUGCUGCGUCGUUUCGCGCCGCUUCCACUCCCUCGUCCCCCAAGUCGAAAACGUCGUCGUCCGCGUCGACUGCGUUAUCUCCGACGACGAAUCUUCCCCCUCCUCCGCAUCCUCCUCAUCUUCCUCCGACAAGUCCCGGACCCCCUUCUCCGCCCUCUUCCGCCUUGUCCUCGGCGGCAUUGUCAAGCCUCUCCAGGCCCUCGGCCAGUUCCUGGGCCCCACAAGACGAUCCACAAAUGGGUCCCACUCCGCUCUCGCCGUCGACGACCCCGACUCAUCCGCCGCUGACAGUAGCAGCUUCGACCAAUCCGGCGUCACCCACCACUCCCCGACUCAAGUCCUUAAGAACUUCAAUGAGAUUCGCUUCCUCCGGAUCGAGCUCCCCAGCGGCGAGCUCGGCAUCGAUGACGGCGUUUUGCUCAAAUGGAGGGCCGAUUUUGGCUCCACCUUAGACAACUGCGUCAUCCUCGGAGCCUCCUCGGUCAUCCACCCGGGACCCACCAAAUUUUCCGAUGUUCAGGACAAUGGGUCAGAUGGGUUUUACGCCAACACCAACGGCGCCGUUUCGGACGACAACGGAAGCAUACCCGACUCGUUUUACACCAACGGAGGCCUGAAGCUGAGGGUGGUCUGGACGAUAAGCUCGUUGAUCGCUGCCUCGGCCAGGCACUACCUGCUUCAGCCCAUUAUUUCCGAGCACAAAACGCUUGAUAGCUUGGUACUGACCGAUGCUGACGGGCAGGGGGUGUUGUACAUGAACAGGGACCAGCUGGAGGAGCUGAGGGUGAAGCCAUUGUCGGCCUCUUCUGCGUCGAAGAGGACGCUCGUGCCUGCCCUGAAUAUGAGGCUUUGGUACGCGCCCCACUUGGAAUUGCCUGAUGGGGUUGUGUUAAAGGGUGCGACUUUGGUUGCUAUAAGGCCCAGUGAGCAAUCUGCGACCUCGAAGAAGGAGGUCUCUUCUGAUCUGUCAUGGGUUUCAACCGCCUUUGAAGAGCCGUACGGGACGGCGGCCAAGAUGCUGAUCAAGAGGCGUACUUACUGUCUUGAGAUGAACUCAUUCUGAUUCAAUUUUGGGUGUCUCAGGGUAAAACAGUCCUUGGAGGGAAAUGGGGGAGAUUGCGGAUUGCGUGAGUUUGAAAGUGGAGAAGGAGAGAACAAUUUUGCCUCAUUGGUGGCCAGGCUAUGUUGACUGCGGUGCCUCUUGAUCGAAGAAUCUGGAUUGGACUGUCGCAGAAGAAAGCGAUGCUCUGUUGAUUAUGCACCACAGAUCCUCCUCCCCUACGCCUGAGCUGGUGAUCGAAAUGCAUCUGGCGGUUGCUGUUGUUUCAGGCAUAUGCUUGUAAGAGUGAGUGCUCACAUGCAACCUAAGAUUGAUGUUAUAAAGAUUUUGGGGUUGUAGUGAUCUACUUUUUAUCUUUGUUCCAUGUAUGUGAAUAUUGUAGGUACAAGUACAACAGUGUUAUGGUUAUGUGAUGUAAUGUCAAAAGUUCAUUUCAGCACUGUAGUUAGCAAGCAACAAGUUUCAUUCCAAGUUUUUCUGAAUCCAAUAUAGUCAUAACAUUAGUAUA